AAAUAUAUAACCAAGCUUCUAAAUUCAAUUGGGUAAGAUUAUUUUUUGGGUGUAAGUAGGUAUGCAAGAUGAAACACCAGUCUACACCAUUCUAAUAGCUCCAUAUAGAGAUACAAGGAUACACUUAAAUGGAGGGGAUGAACUACUUUGAUUUUUUUUUUCUUGUUAACUUCUCUACCCCAAGUAAUUUUUAAGCAACAAAGGUCAAUAAAAGACCGAGAAGUUAUACUUAAAAUUCUCUCUAGUAAUGGAUUUAAACCAAAUCCAAUUCGCUUUGCGUUGUUGCUUACGCUUACGAGCAAUUCAAAAUGCUAAAUCAAUCCAUUCUUACAUAAUUAAAUCCGGCCAUUUUAAUCACGUUUUUCUCUUAAAUAACAUGAUCUCUGUUUAUGCCAAGUGUUACAGUUUCAAUGAUGCACGUAACCUGUUCGACGAAAUGCCUCAUAGAAACAUAAUUUCUUGGACAACAAUGGUCUCUGCAUUCACCAAUUCUGGCAGGCCCCGCGAAGCUCUAAUGCUCUAUAACGAGAUGUUAGAAUCCAAAACAGAACAGCCCAAUCAGUUCAUGUACUCCGCGGUUCUCAAAACGUGUGGCCUAGUGGGGAAUGUUGAAUUGGGUAAGUUGGUUCAUCAGUAUAUAUUUCAAUCUAAGUUGGAUGUUGAUACUGUUCUGAUGAAUGCCCUCUUGGACAUGUAUGUCAAAUGUGGGAGUUUGAGGGAAGCUCAACAAGUUUUCUAUGAAAUCCCGUAUAAAAAUGCUACGUCGUGGAAUACUCUCAUUCUGGGACAUGCUAAACUAGGUUUAAUAGGCGAUGCGAUGAAACUUUUUGAUAAAAUGCCGGAAGCGGAUAUUGUAUCUUGGAAUAGUAUUAUUGCUGGCCUUGUAGAUAAUGAUAGUACCCAUGCAUUGCAAUUUGUUUCUAUGAUGCACGUGAAAGGCCUUAAACUGGAUGAAUUCACAUUACCAAAUGCUCUCAAAGCUUGUGGUCUUGGUGGUGAGUUAAUGCUAGGGAGGCAGAUUCAUUGUUAUAUUAUUAAGUUGGGGCUUGAGUCUAGCUGCUAUUGUAUAUCGACAUUGAUUGAUAUGUAUUCAAAUUGCAAGUUUUUGGGUGAAGCAGUGACGAUUUUUGAUCAAUUCUUUGGGAGCUCUCCGGUUUCUGAAAGCUUGGCGCUUUGGAAUUCUAUGCUUUCUGGGUACGUUGCCAAUGGAGAUUAUGCUAAGGCUCUCAGUAUGAUUUCUCAUAUGCAUCAUUCUGGUGUACUCUUUGAUUUUCAUACCUUUAGUAUUGCUUUAAAGAUAUGCAUUUACUUCGAUAACUCAAAUUUGGCUUCUGAAGUACACGGAUUGGUCAUCACUAGUGGCUAUGAGUUAGAUUUUGUUGUGGGGAGCAUUCUUAUUGAUCUGUAUUCAAAACGGGGCAAUAUUGACAAUGCAUUAAGACUGUUUGAGAGGUUGCCGGAUAAAGAUGUUGUGGCUUGGUCUAGUUUGAUUGCCGGUUGCGCUAGCUUCGGUUCAGAUAAGUUAGCUUUUUCCCUUUUCAUGGAUAUGAUUCAUUUGGGUCUUCAGGUUGACCAUUUUGUCAUCUCAAUUGUUCUGAAAGCCUGUUCAAGUAUGGCAUCUCACCAACGUGGCAAGCAAGUUCACACUUUAUGUAUUAAGAAGGGGUAUGAAUCAGAGAGAGUAAUUACAACUGCUUUAAUUGAUAUGUAUGCAAAAUGUGGUGACAUCGAGGAUGGCUUAGCUUUGUUUGGUUGUCUGUCAGAAAUCGAUACCAUGAGUUGGACAGGUAUAAUUGUGGGAUGUGCACAAAAUGGAAGAGCUAACGAGGCAAUUGGUCUUCUGCUUAAGAUGAUAGAAUCUGGUACAAAGCCAAACAAAAUCACCAUUCUAGGUGUUCUUACUGCUUGUAGGCAUGCUGGCCUAGUUGAAGAGGCAUGGGCUGUGUUUAAUUCUAUUGAAACAAAACAUGGAUUGAUACCAUGCCAAGAACAUUACAAUUGUAUGGUCGAUAUACUUGGUCAAGCUGGACGUUUUGAAGAAGCAGGAAAAUUGAUUAGUGAAAUGCCAUUUAAGCCCGACAAAACUUUAUGGUCUUCCUUGCUUGGUGCCUGUGGAACUUACAAGAACCGACAUCUUGCAAACAUUGUUGCUGAGCAUCUCCUUGCUACCUCGCCAGAAGAUGUUUCUGUAUACAUAAUGCUGUCAAAUGUUUAUGCAUCUCUUGGAAUGUGGGAUAGUUUAAGCAAAGUCAGAGAAGCUGUCAAAAAAAUAGGCAAAAAAGGAGCUGGAAAAAGCUGGAUUGAGAUCUCAAGUUGAGAAUGCUGGUUUGGCGUAUAGCUCAAUCCUCAUGCAUAAGAUAUUUCCAGACGAGUCGAAGAUUAUUCUAGCUUAUUUGAAUUCUGGAAGGAAGUCUUCAUGUUUUGGUAAUAGCACAGAACUAUCAAUCAUCUCAUUACUACUGAACAUAUGCAUAAGUUUUCUGUGAAAUCCUAUGUAAAGGUUCUACUUCAUGGAACACCUUGAUUCUGGGACAUGCUAAACACGGUUUUAUUAGUGGUGUACUGAAAGUCUGAAACUAAUUUAUCAAAUACUGUAAUCAGGUCUUGUAUCACCAUUGCUGGUCAUGCGGAUAAUGCUUGUCCACAUGAAUUGCAAUUUGUUUCAUGAUGCGCACAAAGGGCCUAAAUCUUGCCUGAUAAGCUUGUUUGAUCUGAAUGCAGUAGUUCAAUCCAAAUAGCUUGUAAUACAUACCUGCUAUUCCCACGAGGUUUCAGUUUCACACAUCCAAAUUUUCGCAUCACCCAUCAAAAGUUGAAGAGGAACCAUGGAAAAACACACACUGGGGUUCAACAAAUCAGCUAUCGACCUGGCGAAUCAUCCAGUAUAUCAUGGUCGAAGUAAGCACAUAGAAAUGAGGUAUCAUUUUCUUAGGGAUCAAGUUAACAAAGUAAAGCUUGAACUUGAGCAUUGCAAGACAGAAUGAAAACUAGCUGACGUACUCACCAAAUUCCUGAAGAAAGUCAGGUUCGAUGAGUUGAAGAGAAGCAUUGGGAUUAGAAGUCUCGAAAAUAAGAAUUAGGUGGUGUGUUAGAAGUUGUAAUUCAUUGUUUUGUAGAAUAAGUUGUAUUCGACUGAGGUGUGUCCGAUCUAGUCGAAGUAGGAGUCAUCUGUAUUCGACAGAGUCGAAUACAACAUAUAGCUGUAAUGUUCAAGCCAAAAUAUAACUUUGUAUAUUUUGGGUUUGGGUUGUAUAUUUUGCCCUUGGGCCUUGAUCGCCUAUAAAUAGGCAUGACGUUGUAUAGUUUUCCACAAUUAACAGUUUAAAGCCUUACAAGU
Lathyrus oleraceus (garden pea) is the source of this 3337-nucleotide messenger RNA. Its product is annotated as pentatricopeptide repeat-containing protein At4g08210. Gene Ontology annotation, biological process: RNA modification. The record is from RefSeq and is a predicted model, not a curated record. NCBI's taxonomy places the organism in Eukaryota, Viridiplantae, Streptophyta, Magnoliopsida, Fabales, Fabaceae. The transcript has 2 exons. The coding region runs from base 248 to 2317 and encodes 689 amino acids. Gene Ontology annotation, molecular function: RNA binding; protein binding.